AUGUCUCCAUGUCUUCUUUUACCAUGGAAAAACCACAGUUCAGUCACCAGCUUCAUCCUCCUGGGGCUCACCACUGACCCAAAGCUGCAGCUUCUCUCGUUCAUGGUGUUCACCCUAGCCUACAUCACCACCCUCAUGAGCAACAUCACCCUGAUGGUGCUGAUAUGCCAUAGCUUACAGCUCCAUACCCCAAUGUACUUCUUCACUGGGAACUUGUCCUGCCUGGACCUCUGGUAUUCCUCUGUCUACCCCAAGACCCUUCUGAACUGCAUGUCCGAGGACAAGAGCAUCUCCUUUGCUGGGUGUGCCUGCACCAAGUGCUGCCUUCUGGCAGUGAUGGCCUAUGACAGGUAUGUGGCCAUCUCCAGCCCACUGCUCCUCACUGCUGCCAUGUCCAAGAGGCUCUGCACAGGGCUGGAGACCACCUCCUACCUGAGCAGUUUUGCCAGCUCAACCCUCAUUACCAGCCACACAUUCACCCUCAACUUUUGUGACUCCAAUGCCCAGGCUCCAGGCUCUCACCAUACAGUCACAGCUAUUUCCAUCACAAGUGAUGCUGCUCCCUUCCCACAGCAAGAAGUGGUCCUUGGGGACCAACCAGCCUUCCAGGAGCCAUCAGCUUUAACAAGACCUUCUGGGGUUUAG
Nestor notabilis (Kea) is the source of this 645-nucleotide messenger RNA. RefSeq names its product olfactory receptor 9G9-like. Gene Ontology annotation, molecular function: G protein-coupled receptor activity; odorant binding; olfactory receptor activity. Gene Ontology annotation, cellular component: membrane. NCBI's taxonomy places the organism in Eukaryota, Metazoa, Chordata, Aves, Psittaciformes, Psittacidae. Gene Ontology annotation, biological process: G protein-coupled receptor signaling pathway; sensory perception of smell. The record is from RefSeq and is a predicted model, not a curated record.